AUGUUAGCAAAAGCUCUGAAAAGAUAUCUGCUGGUCGGCGAUCGAAUUCCAAAUCUAACUCUGCAAAUUGUGUAUCAAGACAAAGUCUACUCAAUGCCUAUGGCUGAUAUCUUUUCAAAUAAAAGAAACUUAAUAAUUGGACAUCCAGGAGCAUUUACUCAUUUCAGCACAUAUGAGCAGCUUCCUGAGUAUCAAAAUUAUUUGUCAAAAUUCAAAGCACUAGGUAUCGAAAACAUUUUUUCACUAAUUUACCUUUGAUAAAAUAAUAAAAAAUGCUAUAAUAAUUUACAAUUGUGUUAUAAAAUCCUUUAGAAAUGGAGUAAGCAUUAAUGAUCACUUCGUAUUAAAGAAAUAUUCAGAAAAAUAUAACAUAGGAAUCCCAAUGAUCUCAGAUUUCAAAGGCGAUUUUGUAAAGAAUCUAGACUUAGCUUUAUCUGAAGAAGAAUUUUUUACAGCCACUUGCAGAAGAACAGCAAUUAUAAUAGACGAUAUGGUAAUAUUAGGAGUAUCUGCUGAAGAUGACGUCCAAUAUACAUCAAAAACCAAGCCUGAAACUAUUGAAAAAAUGCUGAUUGACAUUUAUGAGCAGCCUGAGCUCGCUAAGAAACCAAUAUAA
Blepharisma stoltei is the source of this 616-nucleotide messenger RNA. The record is from the annotation of a GenBank genome assembly. Lineage: Eukaryota; Ciliophora; Heterotrichea; Heterotrichida; Blepharismidae.